ACUACGCAAGCGACUUCGUCUUUGAUCACCGUGUGUUUUAUUACAAUUUUUCCUCUAAAAGCAAGGGAUUUCGGGUGCUUUAAGUAUGUGAAAUCAUUGUUGGAUUCGUCGUUUAUCAUAAAAUAGUGUAUUUUGUAAGUUCACGCUAUUCAAUUAACCAACGUAACGAUCUGCGUUCGGGUUGGCAGCCAUUGAUUACUAGAAGGGCACGCCAUUUUUGUUCAUCUACAUUCAGUGUGUAUCCCAAAGAAUCGUAGCGAUUUUCUGUGAAUUCUAGUUGAAAUUAUCGGAAAUUGAUCGAGAACAUCAGGACCAAGAAUUGCAGCUUUGGGAAAUGCCCUGAAUAUAAAGAACCCAUAAAUAACAAUGGCCCAGUACUUUGAAGUGUUAAGUACAAAUGAGAAUAGUACAGAUUCUCAAAGGCAGUUUUUUAGUGGUCAGGAAAAUGCUGUUAGAUACAUUUUAGCCGAUGAGGGUCAUCAGCAAUUUGCUGCAGGUCAGCAGGUAAUGGUGUUAAACCACUCGGGAGGCUCCCAGCAACUCCAAGGGGUGGUAAUCGAUCAGCGACCACUCAGUAACCGUAUAUACCACCAAACCAACUCUAACCAAACACAAUUCGUUUCCGAGGUCGGCAAUAUGAAUAACCAACAGAUUUUUUACAUGGAAACCAAUAGUCAACCGGAACAGUCUUCACAAGCCGUCAUUGAACACACUUCGAUUCAGGUACCAAGAAGCAAUUCUCAGCCCCAACCGAUCGUUCUGAACCAUCAAUUGGGUUCGAGUAAUGCCACACCAGCGCCUAAUCGUCAAGUGAUACCAGGAGCUCCACAACAGAGACCGGUAUUGCAUAUAAGACCUCCCUUGAGGGCGGAACACGGUAUUUCGCUGCAACGUGGUCCCGGGGGCAUUAUAAGGCAGUCCGUAAGGCCUCCGGACCAGUCCACACCGAUUAAAAAGACUAUGGGGGCAAUCGGAGCCGGUUCGAUUCAGAUGCGGUUGAAGACGUCUUCGGUUUUACAGAGGCAACAGAUUCAGCAGCAACAAGUGAGCUCGAGUCCUCCGCCUCUCUCACAAAUGCCAAACAAAAUUUCUCAAACGCUCAGCAAGUAUCAGCAACAGAAGCAACUGAUGCAUCAAAAACAGCAACAACAACAACAACAAGAGUUACAACAGCGAUUACAUCAGGGACCGAUAAGACGAGUGAUGAUUGGUCAGCAAGGAAUCGGGACGUCUUCUUCAACGCAACAGGGGCUGGCAAGGGUUUUAGGGAGCGAAUUCAAUCAGCAGAAAGUUCAAGAGGAUGAGCUGGACGACCACGAUCCGUCAAUGAACCAAACUCCUGGACAAAUGGUCAGCUUCAAGAAAAUGCUGGAACAGAGACAGCAAAUUGGAAAAAACCCUAUUUUAGCCAGGUUACCAAGCCAAAUAAAAAUAACCACCUCGGCAACAACCGCCACAAAUAAUCAACCGAACGACCCUCCGCAAUCGUGUCUAAUUACGCAAACUAUCGAGCAAGUGGUGCAGCACGGAGGAAAUCAGGACAAUCAGCAGGUUAUUAUCGCUAAUCAGCAGCAACAAACCAGCGUAGGAGGGCCGUCAGUAAAUCAGCCAAACGCCCCCGUCAUCAAUAUGGCUGCGGCGCAGCUACAGGCGCAGAAGAAGCCGAGAAGUUCGCCGAAACCGAAAAGUCUGCUCAACAUGCCCCGCCCAGGGGGCGGCGGCGGCGGCGGUAGAAAGGGCGGCAAAGUUGCCGCCCAAGCACUUUCGAACUUCGGACCGAGGUCAGCUGUGCCCCAGCAACCCGGUCCUGGCCCUCGAUUUGCCAUGAAUCAACGGAACUUUACGAAUAAUAGUCAGCCGAUGCCGGGAAUACCACCACAACAGCCUUCAAUGUCUCAACAACCUCCUCACCAUAAUCCUUCUACGUCGUUGCCUCAGCAGCAACAACAACCUCCGGUACAGCCUCAAUCCACUCAAAACGGGAGUCAAUUACCCCAAAACCUCCCGAUGCAAAUGAAACCUUCGCAAAUGAACUACGUGAUCAAACCUCCGACGCCUGAUCGGCCGCGACAACAGAACCCUCUGCCUUCUUACAUACCGAGUAGUCAGAUACAACAGAUCAUAGGUAUGUUCCAAGAAAACGUCCCGAUUCCCGAAGAGUACUCGGAUUCGAUACGGAUGUUGGUCCUCUUAGAAAACGGCGAGCAACGUUUGAUAACGUUCACGCUUCCGAAGGAGGCGUGCACAAUCCAAGAGAUUCUGGAGCAGGUCAGCGUCCCAUUUACCCCGGAAACGAAUAUACAGGUGACCGAAGCGAACACCAACGGGAUCAAUUAUAUUGUCACGGUGGGAAAUGUACAGAAUUUCUUUUCUGGUAAUGCGUCCAGCAAUGAGCAGCAGCAGCAGCAAAAGUCGCAGCAGUCGCAAAAAGCUGAAGCUCCUGAGGUGCAAGGGGACAAAAGUGCUUUGUCUGUCCAACCGAACAAGCCCAAUCCACCAUUUAAUCAAUUAAACCAGAGUCCGAUCGCCCCUACGCCACUGGUGGAACCUAAACCGCCCACCCCCGAACCCCCUCGCUAUAUCCCGGGAAAAUUAGCGGUUUGCUCUUAUUGCGGUUAUUCUAGCGAAGAUUUUAAUAAAUGCUCCAGAUGUAUAAGAAAAUUGCCGGAUAAUGUGAAAACAUUGGACGCCCCCUUUAAGUCUAGAGAACGGGGAGGAUCGCUCGAUGUUAAUCAUAAACCGGCGAUGUCCACGAUGAAAACUAACAAUCUGCCAAACGUUGCCGCCAGUGGGAUAACUAAUUUACUUAAAGGGGAUCCAGUUCCAAAAACUGCGUCGCCCCUAAAGAAAAAAGUGACCAAACCAAAAUUAGUCGAGCCAGAAUCUUUUGUAAUUAGUUCCGACGAGGAGGGUGAUGAAAAAGCGCCAGUGCGUAGCGUGAGCGAACAAUUGUUGACCAAACUAGGUUCCUCGAUUUCCAUAUCGCCGGUUACCAAGGAACCCUCCUUGAACGACAUUAAGAAGCACGUGAGGAAAAUUUCUAUGGAACCCUUGAAAAAUUACAAAGUUUCGAUCAAAUGUCGCACAGUGAGGAUCGGUUCGUACAGGUUUACGCCCAUUGGUGAUGUGGUGCUGGACUCGAAAUGCUUAAUACUAAAAGCUCCGGUGCUGAACAAUAAAUCAGAAAUCAAAACUAUCAGGAUAGACAGGGGGGACAUGGUCAAAGUGCUCGUAUCCUAUACAGAAGAGAUGCCUGUGAUAUUUUAUUAUUUAAACGUCGGUGCCGCACCAUUAAUACGCGACAUGCUGAACUUAAAGAAGCAGGACAACAUUUAUUUCGACCCCGUCGAUGAAAAAGAGGAGUGCUAUAAAAGAAUAACAUUGUUGCCCGACGAUGAUUUGAGGGAAUAUAGAGUUCUUAUUAACCACUUGUAUGGUAUCGGCCCUAAUAACAUUAUGGAGGAGUUAAAUGAGAAGGAGGCCAAUGAAAUUUUGCUGAAGGCAUGUCCUAAUCCGAAUCCGAUUUCUUUGGGUUCUACAAGCGAAGUGAAAGAAAUCCUUAUGUACCCUAAAGAAGGCCAGGGUAGAUUAUCUAUAAGCACAGAAGACUAUGCAUGCCUAGCGGUUGACCAAUUUUUAAAUGACAUAAUAAUUGACUUCUACCUAAAGUACUUGUGGGAAAACAUGGACCCAGAACAAGCUAAAAAAGUGCACAUUUUCUCCACGUUCUUUUACAAAAGGCUGACCACGAAGCCCGGAAAAGCUCAUAAGUUGAAAUCUCACCCAUACGAACUGGACGCAAACCUAACGGCCGCUGAAAAACGCCACUUAAGAGUUAAAAACUGGACCAAGAAAGUGAAUUUAUUUGAAAAAGACUACGUCAUCAUACCGAUCAAUGAGAACUCUCACUGGUUUUUGGCGAUAGUCUGCUUCCCCGGCCUGUCGGGCCCUCAAACUUUCGACGGGAAACCUUAUAAUCCCGAUCCGGUAAUGAAAAAAUCCAAAAACUCCAAAAAAGGUGUUAAAAAAGAAAAACCGAUCCCGUGCGACGAUCCAAUGUUGAGUGACAAAGACGAAGCGGAUAGUGAAGACUCCGAUAUGGAAUCGGACGAAUCGGAGGAAUCUUCAGCGGCUGCUUUGGCCGCUGCGGUGGCAGCACCUGCUGUCGUAACUCCAUUGACUCCCCCGGUGUCUGUUUCUUCACCUGCCAAGAGUGGAAAAGGCACUCCUAGGCAGCCCAUUAAACAGCCGUGCAUCCUGAUUUUCGAUUCGCUGGCUGGACCGAGUAGGGCACGAGUCGUCGCCACCUUACGCGAUUACCUCACCUGCGAAUUCAAAACGAAAAUGGAAUCCGAACGGGUUUUUAAUCGGGACGUUAUCAAGGGUUCGCACUGUAAAGUACCACAACAAAACAAUUUUACCGAUUGCGGUUUGUACGUGUUACAAUACGUCGAGCAGUUCUUUAAAGAUCCCAUUAAGGAUUACAAUAUACCGAUUAAGGGAAUCGACAAGUGGUUCGAGGAGAUCGAGGUGACGAAGAAACGGGAGGAUCUCGCGAAUCUGAUUAAAGAUCUGAUGGAGGAGAGCGGAGCGGACGUGAAGGUUUUGCCCGAUAUUAUGUUGCCUACGUAUAAAGGAAAACUAAUCGAUCGUCCUUCAGUAGCCGAGCAGCAUAACGAAGAGGACGACCACGCGGCGGACGACGACAUGUUUACCGACAUCGAAGAUUCCGAACUAACCGACACCUCGCUCGCCCAAGAAAACGGCACCACGAAACUGUCGGAAUCGAGUAAAAUGGACGAGGAAUCGGAGUCGGGCGACGAGAACUCGCCCGACGACUCGUACGUCACGUCGCCGGUGAAACCGUCGGACAGUAGCGUGGGCGAGAGCGGUGACAUCGCGACCACGCCCUCCGGCAGUCUGAAGCCGACUUUGAGCGAGUUUCCGCGACAAACCACCGACAAAGACACCCUGAACUAUUUGAAAUCGAAGCGGAUCGUGAAGAAUAAAAUGUGCGGGGCAGAGGGUUUGCCCGCGUUCAAACGUUCCAAGUCGGAUUAAUGAGACUGAGUGAAACGAAAGUGAUUGAUGCACACUUUAAGAGGAAAAUCAGAAUGUUUAUUAUUAUUAUAAUACGGUUGAUAGACGUGUUAAUACGAAGGAGGAGGGUGUAAAUGAAUAUUUCUGUUUUUGCCGCCUCCCUUUAUAGGCAUCAAAGUGAUAUAAUUAUUGUUAAGUUAAAAAUAAUUUUAUUUGUUAACUACUGGGUACAGUCGAUUUGGCGUUUGACAUUUUUAAGAAAAAAUGCAUAUGUGGCGUUGUUUUUGGUCGUUUAAAGUCGAAAAUGUGGACAGGGUCUUUUCCCAUAUAUUGACAAAGUAAACAAAAAAAAUUUAUACAAAAUUUAAUUUUUGAAUCCGAUAUCAAAUUUUUGACAAAUUUUUUCUUAUAGAACCCCCUAUACAGGGUGGUCCAGUUUAAACGUCAUUAAUUUUAAUACGUGAUAUAGAAUUUAAAAAGAUAUAGACUUUCAUCAUAAAUUUUUUCUCAGAAAUGUUUAAUAACAAAGAUACGGGGUGUUAAAAUUAAGAAUGAUUAUUUGUUUACUUAUUAUAACUUCUAAACUUUUCAAAAAAAAUUGCCAGUGGCGUAACAUACGGAGAGACUUGGUUGGAAAAAAGUUACUCUUGCAAAAUUUUGAUUUAAGGCACUGUUUUUAAAAUAUCUUAAUUUGAUUGUUCAGAAAUACAGUAGUGGAAAAAAGUAGAGCAACAUUUGAAAAUACUUUAUUUUUUCAAGCAGCGAAUGUAAACCAGAAGUAAAAUUAAUUCCAGUAAUUUAUUAUUACACAAGCAAUUUAAUAUUAAGAAAAAAUAACAUGUUUCCUUGUCCUUAGUAUUUUUGUAUUAAAAAAUUAUUUUUUAGGUGGAAAAAAGUAAAGCAACAUUUUUUAAUAUUCGUUUUUAUUUCAUUUCUAAUAAAUAAAAAAAAACAUAAGUUAAUGUUUUGUAAAGUACCCGUACCUAAAAAUCAUCAUCUAAUAUUUUAUUUUAGCAACUUAUGAAAUGUUGCUCUACAUUUUUCCACUACUGUACCUGCAAAACUUUAUGAAAAAAAGGAAAUUGGGCUUUGAUUUCUAAAAAAGUUGAAUGUAAAAUAUGAUUAAAAGUUACCUUAAGUCAUUAUUUCAUUUGACAGGUUUAAUUUAAGAUUCAAGCCUAAUUUUCUCUUUUUUUUUCAAAGUUUUUGCAUCAAUUUAAUUGGCGUUUCUGUACAAUUACACUAGAUAUUUUAAAAACAGUGCCUUAAAUCAAAAUUUUGCAAGAGUUACUUUUUUCCACCGCCUACCUAGAUCUUCAAUAUUUAAUUUUUUUAAUGUUUGGAGCCCAAUACGUCUGUCAAAAUUUGACAUUUCUAAAAGAGAAAAAAUGUUGACCUCGGAUUCAAAUAUUUUAAGUAAAACCCAGUGGCGGCUCGUGGGUCAAUUUUCAGGGGGGUCAUUUUGGUUUGAAAACUUAGUUUAAUCUCUAAUAAAAAAAAAACAAAUCAAACUAUUGAUUUUUUAAAGUAUUUGAAAGAUCUUUUAGCAUUUACAGUUAUGGUCAUAUAAAUAGCACACUUUUCUAAAUUGCGAUAAAAAAUAUUAAAUACCAUUUUCUAUUUUUUUUAUAAUAUAUUUAGCUUAGAUGUUCUACAAAGAGUUGUAUUUAAUUAAAAUUAAAAGAGUAUUUUAAAUAUAUAAGAAACAUAACAAAAAAACUAAAGAAAUGCUGGCCAUUUAAAUAGCACACUUAAAAAAUAUUGACUUUCACCAAAACCAAUUUAAUGUUUUGUUGGGUAUCCUUUAUAUUUUAUAACUUCACUUAAUCGCUUGGGUAUUGACUCCACCAAUUUUGCACACACGCUUGCCGGAAUACUGUUCCAAGCCUCUUCGAAGUUUUGCCAUAGUUUAUCCAGAUUUGAGGGAUUUAAUACCUUAAUUUUGGUUUUAACGUGAUCCCACAAAUUUUCCAGAGGGUUCAGGUCUGGGCUUUGUGGCGGCCAUUCCAAAACAUCUACCAUAUUUUUAGUAAACCAUCGUUUUAUUGAUUUUUCAGAAUGUUUUGGAUCAUUAUCGUGCAUGAACUUACAUGUAAUUGGCAUAAAAUGCUCCAUGUAUGGUUCCAUAACAUUCUGCAAAAUCUCCCUAUACUUGUAUUGGUCCAUUAUUCCCUCUAUACGAUGAAUAGGUCCAACACCAUGCCAUGACAUUGCUCCCCAUAUCAUAAUUGAUCCUCCUCCAUGCUUAACAGUUUUAAUUGUGUACCUAGGGUUUAAGGCAUGAUUGGGAGGACGUCUAACAUAGCAUUUUCCAUCAUUUCCAAAUCUAUUAAUCUUGGUUUCAUCGCUCCAUAAUAUGGUUUUCAAAAAAUUAAUGUCCUUAUUUAUAUGUUGUUUAGCAAAUGCCAAUCUUUUUUUAAUAUUUCUUUUUGAAACAAGUGGUUUUUUCCUAGCUACACAACCUUUGAGAUCUUUUUCACAUAAUCUUCUUCUUAUUGUUCUUGCAGAAAUAUUGACGCCAUAUUGGUCUGCUAUUUCACGUUUUAUUUGGGCGGAACUUAAAAAUGGAUUACCCUUGCUUAUUCUAAUAAUAAUUUUAUCCAUGUUAUACGUGGUUUUUCGAGGCCUUGUUAAUCUUUUCUUGUUCAUUGUGCUUUGAGUGGUCUCAUAGAGAGCCAGAGCAUUAUAAACCAUUUUCCUAGAGCAAUUUAAAUCUUUUGCUAUAGCAGAAAUAGAAAAGCCUCGAUUUUUCUUUUCUAUAAUAAGAGCUCUCCUCUCUGGUCCACAAUGUUUCUUUCUACCCACUAAAAACAAAACUACUCUUGACAAUAUUCAAAAAUUUAAAAGUUAAAAUAAUACUUACUAAUUAACACUCGAUAUAUUUAAUAAGAAUGAAAGGUGUGCUAUUUAUGUGUCCAGCCUUAAAACGUUAAUAUUGGAAUGAAAUUCUGUAUGUGCAUAUAUUUUUAAAAUAAACAUAAAGUCUUGCAUAUUAGGAGGAGAUUAACUGCUUAAAUAUUUUCUUAUCAGUCAGGAAUUUGUUUUUUGUAAGUAAUAUAUGAAAAGGCUAAGUGUGCUAUUUAUGUGACCACAACUGUAUUUUCUUAAUAAGAAGUUUUCUUUUCUUUCUUCGUCUACUAGACGUUUUGUUUUCCUCAUCUUCAUCAGUGCCUUCAUUUUCCACUUCGGCUUCAACUAUUUCUUUGUCAGUAUUAUUUUCUUUGUUCAUAAAACUGAUAUCGUCUUCUGUCUCUGAUGGUGAAAAUUCGCUUUCGUCACUCUCUGUAGAAAUUUCAAAAUUGCCAUCAGUAUUUCUCUUAUUCAAUCCAAUAUCUGAAACUCCAACUUGAACCUUAGGUUUCUUGUUCUGCACGGGAGAGCUCGUAAAACCGUUUUCUUUAUUUUCCCCCAAAAUUUGCGCAUCAGUUGUAACCAAAGUAUUAGUAGAAUUUUCUUUAAAUGGUACAUUAUAAUCCAUACUUUCAUCAAGUUGCAAGUUAUCAUUGUUAAUAAAACUGACUAUUUCUUCAACAUUAUUAUUUGAAGCAUUUAUGUCUAUUUGGAUUUCUAUAUUAUCCUCAAAUAAUACAUCAUUUUGGAGUGCUUCAUGUAAUAGUCGAUUUGGAUCUUGUGUUUCAAUUUUUAGGAGUUCCAAUAUUUUACGUCCGCAUGACAUGGUAAGAACUAAAAAGAAAAGUGUGGUAUACGUCAAAUAUGGUAUACGUAAAUAAAAUUGAAAGAUUUAACAAAAAUUAAUGUAAAAUUGGAAAAUACAGUCUUCUCUACUAAUAUUGAAUUGGUAUUAAUCAAUAAAAUUAUUUUUGCCGACAUGUUUCGAACACAGAGGUGUUCAUCUUCAGGGCUAUAAUAAAGAAUCAAAAUUUUAUAAAUAAAAUGGAACAGAAUAAUAUAGCCCUGAAGAUGAACACCUCUGUGUGCGAAACAUGUAGGCAAAAAUAAUUUUAUUGAUUAAUAUCAAUUCAAUAUAAGUAGAGAAGACUGUAUUUUCAAUAAAACGCUACUGAAAGUAUGGGCUACUUCUUUAUUCUAAGAACUAAAAAUUAGAGUAUUUUUUGUCCUAAUAAACCUUUUCCAACCAUAACAACGACGAUUAAAAUGACCUAUGAGAAAAUCGUGUAUAUCCAUUAAACCAGUUUUUAGAAUAAAGUGUAUCUCCACACCCUGACAAAAUUUUAAUUUAUUUCCAAAUCAUUAGCGGCAUUGUUGAAGAAAAAGUAAAUAACUAAUGCAGAAACUUACCUUUUGUCACAAUUCUCACAAAUAAAUAAUUAAAUUAACUUUUUUCUUGGUAAAAACUUUCUACUGAGCUCCUACUACAUAACCUUGUUGAUAACGGUACUGUACGGACUUACACUUUUUUCCAUUCAAUCUAACCAACGCUGGAUUUGCACACAAUUCUAAAUACAAAAUACAGAAAUCUGCGCGUCCAAAUUAAUUUUAAAAUGUUGCUAGUAUAAAGAUUUAAGCGUUCUCUACAAGUUGGCACUAAAAUGUAAUUUUCUACAAAAAGUGGAGUUACACGGUUUUCUGGUUUCACCGACGAUAUGUUUUUCUACAGAAGAAUUAAUGCUAAAAGUCAUCAUCUAAUAUUUUAUUUUAGCAACUUAUUAAAUGUUGCUCUACAUUUUUCCACUACUGUACCUGCAAAAAUGUAUAAAAAAAAAGGAAAUCAGGCUUUGAUUUCUAAAAAAGUUGAAUGUAAAAUAUGAUUAAGUCAUUAUUUCAUUUGACAGAUUUAAUUUAAGAGUCAAGCCUAAUUUUCUUUUUUUUUCUCAAAGUUUUUGCAUCAAUUUAAUUGGCGUUUCUGUACAAUUACACUAGAUAUUUUAAAAACGGUGCCUUAAAUCAAAAUUUUGCGUUUUGAGUUCCUUUUUUUCCACCGGCUACCUAGAUCUUCAAUAUUUAAUUUUUUUAAUGUUUGGAGCCCGAUACGCCUGUCAAAAUUUGACAUUUCUAAAAGAGAAAAAAUGUUGACCUCGGAUUCAAAUAAUUUAAGUAAAACCCCAAAACCGUCUUAAAUCCUUUUUUUGUUUACUUUUUACUUAACCCUUGUAAAGGGGGGGUCAAUAUAUAGAGAAAGACCCUGUACAUUUGUCUUUUUUUUUCGGGGGGACUUUCUGGCUAAACCAUUGUACAAAAGAAAAAAUGAACGUAAUUAAAUGCUCUAAAAUUAUUCACCUCUUGGGAGGGAAGCUUUAUAUAACCAACGGGGACAAAAAUAGAGGGCGCCAAAGUCAGGAAAACAGUUCGUUUUUUAGUACUUUUUUUAAUGAAUUUUUUGGUACCCUCUAACUGGCUCCUAGAACAAUUGUAGGAAAUUUAAUUAUCGAAAUUUUUCGUUCUACAGUUUAGCCAAAAAAAAAAUCCCCAAAACUUCACCAAAAUGCUUAAUAGAUUGUACUAGAUAAUUAUCUCGUUAAUUUUUUAAAUAAAAAGUCCCUAUUUUUUUUUUA
Molecule: messenger RNA, 10514 nt
Organism: Anthonomus grandis grandis
Lineage: Eukaryota; Metazoa; Arthropoda; Insecta; Coleoptera; Curculionidae
Gene: velo
Exons: 23
Coding region: 367-5061 (1564 amino acids)
Biological process (GO): protein desumoylation
Cellular component (GO): cytoplasm; nucleus
Molecular function (GO): SUMO-specific endopeptidase activity
Source: RefSeq, a predicted model, not a curated record